AUGUUGCCAGCCGGUGUUAUCUUGGUGUUUGUCCUAGUCGGAUUGGCCGCCAUUGCCAUCAUCAGUACUGUUAUUUACAACAAGCUACAAGCCAGAAAGAAGGGUUUGCAGAAGUUCUAA
Molecule: messenger RNA, 120 nt
Organism: Lachancea lanzarotensis
Lineage: Eukaryota; Fungi; Ascomycota; Saccharomycetes; Saccharomycetales; Saccharomycetaceae
Gene: PMP2
Product: LALA0S05e01178g1_1
Exons: 1
Coding region: 1-120 (39 amino acids)
Biological process (GO): regulation of catalytic activity
Molecular function (GO): enzyme regulator activity
Source: RefSeq, a predicted model, not a curated record